Messenger RNA from Sturnus vulgaris (Common starling), 2718 nucleotides. The record is from RefSeq and is a predicted model, not a curated record. Lineage: Eukaryota; Metazoa; Chordata; Aves; Passeriformes; Sturnidae.
AUGAUACUGGGCGUGGAGGGCUGGGUCAGCCGAGUGAUGCUGGGCGCGGAGGGCUGUGGUACCGGGGAUGACGAGGGCGGGUUCCGGGGGGCGUCGAGGCGGCGGCUCGGCGGGGCGGCCCCGGCGGCAGCGGCGGCGGGGGAUGAUGCGGGAGCGACGGCCGGGGAGCGGCCGCCGGGCGCGCAGGGGCUGCGGAACCACGGCAACACCUGCUUCAUGAACGCCGUGGUGCAGUGCCUGAGCAACACGGCGCCGCUGGCCGAGCGCCUGGCGCUGGGCCGGUACCGCGCCCGCGGUGCCCGCGCCGAGGUCACGCACCGGCUGGCGGCCCUGAUCCGCGCGCUCUGGACCCGCGACUACAGCCCGCAGCUCUCCGCCGAGUUCAAGAACAUCGUCUCCAAGCACAGCUCGCAGUUCCGGGGCAACUCUCAGCACGACGCGCUCGAAUUCCUGCUCUGGCUGCUGGACCGAAUGCACGAGGACCUGGGCGCCGCCUCCCCCGCCCAGCAGAGCCGGGGCCCCACGCAGGUGGGUGGCCCCCCCUGCGGGGGAAGCAGCGGUGCCAGCAGGUCCUCCCCAAGCACCCAGCAGCCCCGUGGGCAGAGCUUCGUGCAGAGCCACUUCCAGGCCCAGUACAGGUCUUCCCUGACGUGCCCUCACUGCUUGAAGCAGAGCAACACCUUCGACCCCUUCUUGUGCAUCUCCCUGCCCAUCCCACUGCGCCAGACCAGGGCUCUGAACGUCACGCUGGUGCUGCAGUGCGAGCGCUGGCGCUUCGUGCGGGUGGGCCUGGCCGUGCCGCUGCUGGGCACCGUGGCGGACCUGCGGGCGAUGGUGGCGCGGGAGGGCCGCAUCCCCCCGGAGCAGGUGAUCCUGGCCGAGGUGUCCCCGCGGGGAUUCCUGCGCUCACUCUCCGACCCCGAGGCGCUGCGGGCGGCCGGCGAAGCCGGGCCCGUCUACGCCUUCCAGCCGCCGCCCGCCCGCCGCGCAGGGUGUCCCCGCAGCCUCCCCACGUCCCCCGCAGUGCCACGGCCGGAGGGGCCGCGCCUGCUGCCCAGCACUGCCCUCUCCUCUGACUGCCUGCACCGCGCACCCGGCGGCCGCAUCCUGCUGCUGCUCUGCAACACGGCGGGCACGGGGCCGCAGCUCACCAGGUUUGGGCCGCCACUGGUGCUGCGGGAGGAGCGCAGCGUCUCCUGGGAGCAGCUCCAGCAGAAUAUUCUGGCCCAGCUAAGGGGAGUCUUGCGGGGAGAGGUCCUGCCUCAGGGCACAGAAGCUCUUUUCCGGAUCCGCCUGGCAGGGGGCUCAGUCCCCUGCACCUACCUGUCCCCUCAGGAUCCUCGUCCCCUCUGCCACCCUGCCAUCGACAGGGCCCUGCAGCUGAGCGGGGCCGGGGGCCCUCCCCACGUAAGGCUGACGGUGGAGUGGGACAUGAGCACCAAAGAGCGGCUGUUCGGAAGCAUCCAGGAGGAGGUGGUGCAGGAUGCAGAGAGCGUGCGGCGGCAGCAGCAGGCGCACGGGCAGCAGCACAGCUGCACCCUGGACGAGUGCUUCCAGCUCUACACCAAGGAGGAGCAGCUGGCCCCGGACGAUGCCUGGCGCUGCCCGCACUGCAAAGUGCUCCAGCAGGGCACGGUGAAGCUCAGCUUGUGGACGCUGCCCGAGAUCCUCAUCAUCCACCUGAAGCGCUUCCGGCAGGUGGCUGAGCAGCGGCACAAGCUCACCACUCUGGUGAGGUUCCCACUGCGGGGGCUGGACAUGGCCCCGCACGUGGCACAGCGGGGCCAGCCCGGGGGGCAGCUCCUGGGUCGCUGGGCGCCCUGGCAGCCCCCCCUGCGCCUGCCCCCGGGCUGCCCCCGCGAGCACCUGUACGACCUGUACGCGGUCUGCAACCACCACGGCAGCAUGCAGGGCGGCCACUACACCGCGUUCUGCUGCAACGCCCUGGACGGGCGCUGGUACAGCUACGACGACAGCCGGGUGGAGGGGGUGCGCGAGUCCGAGGUGAGCACCCGCAGCGCCUACAUCCUGUUCUACCAGCGCCGCCGCGCCACCGGCUCCGGCACGGGCUCCGCAGCCUCCACGGGGCACUGGGUGUUCCGCCUGGCCGCCUCCGAACCCCGCGCCGACCUCCGCACCGACCCUGACCUCCGCACCGACCCCGACCCCUCGGGCUUUGUGGCCGCCCCGGAGAACGGUGAGGCUCAGGAUGCUCAGCCCCCGGUCCCCACCACGCUGCCCGCCCGCUCUGACCGUGAUUCUCCCGCAGGCGGGUUCGAGGCGCGGCCCCCGGUGCGGGGGCUGCAGGGGCUGCACGGGCGCAGCCUCAGCGUCCGCACCGCCCCCUCCGGACCCCCGGGACAGGGGGAGUCGGGCUCCCUCCGCGCCCCACGACGGCUCCGCCGGGCCGCCAGCGCCGAGGGGACCCCGCGCCGGCCGCCCCCGGGCCCCGGCAGCCCCGAGGCCGCGGUGCCUCAGGGGGACGCGGGUGUCCCCCCGGGCCGCUGUCCCUCCGGCCCCUCGGUGCUGGGCCGGUCGCGGAGCUCGGCCAGCCUUCCCCCCCGGCCCGAGGGGCGGCUGAGCAGAUCCGCCUCGCUGGGCAGGGGCGCGGGGGGGCCGCCCCUGGCCACCCGCGUUCCCCCCGGGGCCACCCUGCAGCGGGGCCGGCAGCCCCCCAGGCCCCUGCGCCCCCCGGCCGUGCCCGAGUCCAGCUUCUGA